CCCAAUGCAUCGCCGCGCUACAUCCAGUUCCGGGUCAGGGGUCACAACUUCCUCUUCUUCCUUGGCGACCACGUUGCCUCCUCCGCUGCAGCCAUGAAGAGACCGAAGCUGAAGAAGGCGAGCAAGCGCAUGACCUGCUCCAAGCGCUUCAAGAUCCAGAAAAAGGUCCGCGAGCACAAGCGCAAGCAGCGCAAGGAGGCGAAGAAGAAGAAGGGAACGGGGGCAGGGAGCGCCGCGCGACGAGCUCGCAAGGACCCCGGCGUGCCCAACUUGGCGCCGUUCAAGGACGCCGUCCUGCGCGAUGCCGAGUUGAAGAAACAGCAGGCAGAAGAGCUGAAGGCGAAAAGGAAAGAGGCAAGGCAAAAAGAGAUGCAGAAGAAGCGGGAUGAGCGCAGUAAGAGAACCGAGCGCAAGACGGAUCGCCUCUCCACAAAGGACCCCGUGGCUAUGAAGACAAAACCAGAGGCUUUGAACAAGAGGCUUCUGAAUGAGCUGCACAAGGUGCUGGGCUUGGCGGAUGUGGUGCUGCUGGUGCUGGAUGCGCGCGACCCCCUCGGUUGCCGCUGCCCCCAGCUGGAGCAGACGGUGCUGGAGGCGGGGAAGCCGCUAGUCUUCCUGCUCAACAAGAUCGACCUGGUGCCAAAGGACAGCGCAGAGAAGUGGCUCAGCUUCCUGGGCAGGGAGCACCCCACUGUGCUUUUCAAGUGUUCCACACAGCUGCCGGGCAUUGGGGUGAAGGCACAGCUGCCCGGCAGUGAAGUGCUGGUGAGCCGCAGCGUUGGCGAGGAAGCGCUCACAAGGCUGCUGCUCAAGUUGGCGCAGCACCACCACAGCCCCAUCUCCAGUGGUGGCAGCGGCUCCAAACACUCCAAGCACUCCAAGAACUCCACCACCAUUGAGACCGCCACUACUGACACCACUGCCGCUGGCGAAGACACCGCAGACGCUGCCGCCGCUGCCGAAGUUGCCGCCGAAGACCCCACCGCCACCACCACCCCUGCCGUUGCCGCCACCGCAUGCCGGGUGGCCGUAGUAGGGUUUCCGAACGUCGGCAAAAGCAGCAUCAUCAACAGCCUGCGGAAGACGCGCCUGUGCAACGUGGGGCCCAACGCGGCCGUCACCAGGACCAUGCAGGAGGUGUGCCUCGACAACCACAGCGUGCGGAUGCUGGACUCGCCGCCGGUGCUGCCGAGCGCCGACAACGCCGAGGUGGCGCUGGUGCUGCGGGGGCUGCACGCCGGCGGCGUGAACCUCGGAGACGCCGUGCGCAAGCUCGACGCCAUCCUGGAGCGGUGCAACAUGCAGCAGAUCAUGCUUCACUACAUGGUGCCGGAUUUCUGCAACACGAGCGAGUUCCUGGAGCUGCUGGCACGGCGGCGCGGGCACCUCAAGAAGGGCGGCGUGGCGGACCACGCGGCGGCCGCCAGGGCAGCGCUCUCCAGCUGGCUGUGUGGGAAGCUGAGUUUCCACACGAGCGUGCCGGCGGAUCUGGCGGCCACCGAGACCACGAAGAAGUCGCAAUCCCCCCUGCACUACGACCGUGCCGCGCUGGACACUGCCAACGCCGACACGCUGUCACGGUGCCGCUUCCCCAUGCCGGCCGGGAGCAUCGCUCUGAAGGGCUACGGCUCGACCAAGGGGGUCCUCGACGACCUGGAGCUGCAGCAGCUUCAGCAGCAGCUUCAGCAGCAGCAAGCAGUAACAGCCAGUGCCAGCAAAGGGCAGGAGCAGCAGCAGCAGCAGCGGAAUGGCAACAAAGUCCAGAAGGUCGAGGACAACAAAGACGAGAAAAUUGAGGACAUGGCAAUAGAUGAGGAAGAUGAUGACGAUGAAGACGAUGAAGACGAUGAAGACGAUGAUGACGAUGAUGACGAUGAUGACGAUGAUGAUGAUGAUGAAGACGAUGAUGACGAUGAUGAAGACAAUGAUCAUGAAGACGACGAUGCGGAAGAGGUCACGGCGGAGGGGAAUGGAAAAGCGGCGAUCGCUCCUGGGCCUGGUGGUGAUAACGGAGCAGUGACGAGGACACCACUCGGCAGGACGCGGGCUGCUACCGCUGCUGCCGCUGCUACUCCAGCUGCCACAAAGACCGCUCCUCCGGCUGCCACAAAGACCGCUCCUCUGGCUGCCACAAAGACCGCUCCUCCGGCUGCCACAAAGACCGCUCCUCCGGCUGCCACAAAGACCGCUCCUCCGGCUGUCACAAAGACCGCUCCUCCGGCUGCCACAAAGACCGCUCCUCCGGCUGCCGCCCGUGCUCCCAACGACGAUAGUUACGACUUCGCCACGGACUUCUACCUGUGAUGGCCGGAGUUGGUCGCUGCUUGCACCUCGUUUCCACAGGACAGUGAAUUCAAGUCUACUCGCAUCCACCUCCAGUUGCCCCCCCUUGCUCGUGGUAUCUGAGUUGAUGGACAAAUCGAGUCUGUUAACAAAAAAAGCGGGAAAAAAAUUCCGACAGGUUAAUUUUUAUGUUUCGCUGUAACGUGUUUGGUGAUGUGAAUCCUCUCGGACCUCGGCUCGCAUUCUGACGUCGGGGAUCCGGGCAGAGCCCUAGGAGCAAAAUCAGCCCAGAAAAAUCAGUCUCAAAAAACAACAGGGAUUGCCGGGCGACUCGGGUUUGUCUAAAGAACAUGAAAACUCUGUGUUAGGUGGGGGGGGGGGGGGUCAACUCGGUUACCAACUUGAGUUCUGCAUUCAUUUAAACGCGAUACGAGAGGCCUCGGUUAUUGCCUGUGCACACGCGCGCACACACACACGUGGUGCCUCUCAAAAGGGGGACUGCGCCAACACCCUGGCCGCCACCGAUUCUCCCGUAAUGUUCUGCGCCUUCUGUGCGUCCGUUUUUAUUUUUGCCAAUAAAGUGACGCCGUUAUUGGAGCUGU
Molecule: messenger RNA, 2885 nt
Organism: Petromyzon marinus (sea lamprey)
Lineage: Eukaryota; Metazoa; Chordata; Hyperoartia; Petromyzontiformes; Petromyzontidae
Product: guanine nucleotide-binding protein-like 3
Cellular component (GO): nucleolus
Molecular function (GO): GTP binding
Source: RefSeq, a predicted model, not a curated record